Molecule: messenger RNA, 7569 nt
Organism: Pungitius pungitius (ninespine stickleback)
Lineage: Eukaryota; Metazoa; Chordata; Actinopteri; Perciformes; Gasterosteidae
Product: HMG box transcription factor BBX
Exons: 15
Coding region: 593-3223 (876 amino acids)
Biological process (GO): regulation of transcription by RNA polymerase II
Cellular component (GO): nucleus
Molecular function (GO): DNA-binding transcription factor activity, RNA polymerase II-specific; RNA polymerase II transcription regulatory region sequence-specific DNA binding
Source: RefSeq, a predicted model, not a curated record
GAGCUAGCAAGCUAACUAGCUGCUUUUAUUCCUAGUAACACUGCUAGCAAAUGGAGCCACUGGCCGGCAAAAUGCUGUCGACAGAUGCAUGUGCCCGGACAGAACAUCCUUAGUUUAAUUAAUCACUGUGGAUUUUUUCUCCCUGGAGCUGGAGACAUUCCCUCGACAUCGUCAUCGCAGAGUUUGACAGGACUAUAAUAUCCCCACUACUGUACUGUACUUAGGGGUUCUCCUCCAAAGCAAAGCAAGAUGGACUCUCAUUCGGCUCGUCCGUCUUGUCAGAGCCCAGAUGGGCAUCUUUGCACGAUAUGAAAAUGUGUGGAUGGAACGUGAGAGCACGUUAGGAAAGGCGAACGCGUUGUUUGAUCGCAUAGCUCGACCAUUUGUAACGUUAGUGUGCGCGAGAAGCUCGCUACCCCCCGCUCGGGCAUCAGCAGUACCUGAGAACAGUAGAGAGGCUAAACCUGUUCGCUGCUUCACUUAGGCGCUGUGCCGAGGGAUCCACUGGUCCCAUGGCUUCGGCCUACAUGCUGUGGCUUUGGCCACAAGGGCGGAUCGACUGCACGAUGGAAGUGAUCGGUGCGGUAGUACCAUGAAGGGUGGAGGUAGGGGAAAGGAGCCACCUGUUGCAGGGGAGAUCACUGGCAAGCGGCCAAAACGCAAAUGCCUGCAGUGGCACCCACUUCUCUCCAAAAAGGCUCUAGAUUUCUCUGAGGAGGAGGAAGAGGAGGAUGAAGAGGAGCUGGAGAAGCAGCCAGUGGUGUGCAGCCAGGACCAGGAGUCCCAGGUGCAGUGUGGAAGCACAGCAGUGGAAGUGGAGGAGGACUCGAGUGAACAGCGGGCCCGGCGGCCCAUGAAUGCCUUUCUCCUCUUCUGCAAACGCCACCGCUCCCUGGUGCGGCAGGAACACCCGCGCUUGGAUAACCGAGGGGCCACGAAGAUCCUGGCUGACUGGUGGGCUCUGCUGGAGCCCAAAGAGAAGCAGAAAUACACUGACAUGGCCAAGGAGUACAAGGAUGCUUUCAUGAAGGCAAACCCGGGCUACAAGUGGUGUCCCACCACCAGCAAACCAGUUAAGGGCCCUUCCUGUCAGCCAGUCACCCCCCGCAAAAAAGUUUGGUCUUUCUCUUCCAACUCAACAAAGGAUUCCUCCACUGCCAAAAAAGUGCCCAAAACAGUAGACAGUAUGCCACAGUUAAACUUUGCCAUGGCAGAUCCUACCAAGAUGGGAGGCCUUAGCAUGCUGCUGUUAGCUGGAGAACAUGCCCUCACAAACAGAGAGAUCCCUUCCAGCAAUAAAGCUAGUUUACCUGACACAGCCAGCGAAGGGAACGCCCUUCCAGGGGAUGAGGGAGAGAUGCUGUCUGGAACUACACCAAACACAGUGCCUGAGCUCACUCAGAGCAGGGUAAAGUGUGCCUCAUCCCCACUGGCAGAGUCAUCUCUCUCUGUGGCACCUGAAGGAAAACCAUGCAGUCAGUCUGCUCUCUUCCAGCUUGCUGAGAUGUGCUUAGCGUCUGAAGCUGGACAGAUGGACACUACAGUGUCUCAGCAGCCUGAGGCCUGCCCCUCUGCAGCCUCUCUCCAGCAAACCACAGUCAAAUCAGUGAACAAGGAGGAGACACAAGACAGAGACGACUGUCCCCCUUCCUCUUGCACAUCGGACCCCUCACCUUCGCUCUCCUCCGUCACUUCUACCUCCACUAAUGCCAUUCCCCCACAACUCUGCAGCCAAAACGCCCGUGUCAAAAUUAAAAGCAAGAUAAAAGAGGUGGCCAAGUCAAACAACACCGACGAGAUCCCCUGCUCAGCAAAGAAGAUUUUCAAGAAGAGUACCCAGGCAGAGUCCAGUGUGGACAGUGUCUUCAGCACGAUCGAGGCAGUGGCCAAAGGGGCCUGGAAGGACACAGAGGAGAAGCCCAAGAAGAAGAUUCCAAGCAGUCCUAGUAGUGGCAACUCUGGUGUGCCCAAAAAGAAGAGUAAGCCCAAAGUCAAGGUCCUUGUCCAAGACAAAGAGGAGGAGAUGGAGGAGGAUAGAGGGCAGGGUGGGCAGCACAGUGCCUCCGAGGUGGAAAUGACUGAUGAGACGAUCGAUGGCCGUCUCAAGACGGAGACAAACGUGGCAGGCAUGGGAAGCACAGACACGCAAGGCAUUAUGGCAGAGCCCCAUCUCUCCCCCUGCAGCCCCUCCUCUUCUAAGCUCAAAGAGGAAGACAAGGGGAAAGAGAGGUCAAGUGAAGGGGCCCUCGACUCCAACACAGAGAGCCACGGCUCCAGGAAGUCAGAGCGCAGCUGUAAAGGCGCUCUGUAUAAGACGCUUGUUUCAGAGGGAAUGCUGACCUCACUGAGAGCCAACAUCGACAGAGGUAAAAGAGGUGCUCUGCGUGCAUCUGAUCAUGAUGCCAACUGGAGCGAUGACAGCUGGACAGUUUCUCAGAUAGGAACUAAUAAUCCCAAGAAGCUGAAGAAGUCCAAGUCCAAAGAAGAAUGUUCACAAGGCCUAGGGAAACUGGAAGAGGAGUUUGAAAGAAAGUUCAACAGCCUGCCACAGUACAGCCCCAUGACAUUUGAUAAGAAGGGGACGGCUGUCACAAAGAAGAAGAAGCCUGACGGCUCCAUCACCGAAGAGGAAGUCACUAAGGCCGGGAAAGGGUCAUCUCCAUCUCAGAAAAAGACUUCAUUCCACAAGAUUGUUAGGAAGCAAAAACUCAAAAGGGAGAGACCAUGUGCAGUCGACACAGUAGUGGUGCCGAGUGACUCCACGCUAGAUUCAGCUUCAAAAGCCAAACCAUGUGCCCCCGUAGCCAUAAUGUGCCCGGACGUCCAGGGCAGCACAAGUAUGGAGACGCUAGUGGGUAGCCAGAAGAGGAAAGCCAGGAAGACCAAGAUCACACAUUUGGUGCGCACAGCUGAUGGCAGUGUUUCUCCAGUGGAGGAGGAUAAAACUCGGGAUCUGAACCAGGAAGAGGAUAAGAAGCCAUUACCCCAACAGAAUUUAUGCAAUGAAAAAGGUAGCCCCAGUAAUCCGAGAGUGAAGGAGGAGGAAGACGAGGAGGCUGAGAGGAGCACCGCACCACAAGAGCUACCUGCUUUCUUCAGCCUGGCUGCCCUUGCUGAGGUAGCAGCCAUGGAAAACGUUCACAGAGGCCAGAGAGGCUUGGCUGAGAAUCCGAAGAAGGAGCUGGGCCAGACUCCAGUGCUCAUCUCCUGCGCUGAUCAGUGAAACUUCUGCUGCUGUCAUGAGAAGCAACAACCAGGACAUUUGCAGUGAAGCUUUGCUACCUACACUGAAGGGAGACCCAAUCAGGAAGCAUUGGACCGACUCCACCUUACCUUUUGUGGUGAAUUUGCUUGAGCUGGGGUUGAUGAUGGGGGAGGGGGCAAUCUCAGUGUUUCCCCAGAGCGCCUUCCUUUGGUUUGAGUGAGGAUGCCUUUCUUUUUUCCUCCCCCCCCCCUAGUUACCCUGUUUGGGCCUGUGGAAGAAACACGCUGUAUCGCAGUGCAUGGCUUCCUGUGUAGAGAUGGUUGUCAUGGAAUUAUUGUACACAGUUGUGUCAAAUAGAGACCAUUUUAGUCUUGCGAUUUAAGAAAUUAUAGAGUUUUAGGUUUGCAAAAAACACUGCAUUGGUUUUCUAGACAAACAGCUUUCAGUCACCUUUUUACCUCACGCACACGCCUACUGAAGAUCUCCCUCCACCCCGGUUAGAAGACCUCUGUAUUUGAAUAGUGCUAAUCCCUCGCAUUCCUUCCAGCUUUGACCCAAAAUGACUUCAACCAGGGUAAACGAUCAUGAUGAAUAGCCUUUUAUCAACAACCCCUUGGUGAGUGUGUCUCUGUGGAGAACCAAGAAUUCAUGGCUGAGUAUUUGAUAUAUAAGUUAUGAUGCUACUCUAAGACAGUAUGUGGUAGCUACAAAUAAUCAUGUUAGACUGGAUAUGUCAGAGUAGACUUGUGCAUACUUAGCACCUGAGCUUGAGUUGGCAAGAGCUGACCCUCUAUUAGUAGGUUCAGUGUCCUGUCAGACUAAGGAGACAAUAGGUCGGCUUCAAAACUUCUCUGUGAUGAAAAGUGGUGUGAAAGUGAUUCAAAUAUAGCCUUAACCCGCCCAUCCCGACAUAGAACCAGCUUCUUGCUCAACGUCAUCACAGUCCUAAAGUCAGUGUAAACAUUUUAAAUGGUGAAAUGCAGUUUUGUCAGUACUUGAUCUUAUUGCAAUUUGCGUAGCAAUUAGAAAGGUUAAUUCCUUGUGUUAUUUCAUGGAAUAGGUGUUUUUUAAUGACAUAAACACUGCACUAACUUGUAGCUGAAGUUUGAGUUGCUCUCUGAAAGGUAAUAGAAUGCCUUGUCUCCAACAGUGACUGUUCCUCCACCAUAGUGUCUUGAACAUCCUCAGGGCCUGGAUAAAGCCAGUCUCUGGCAACAACAUGAAAACAUGUUUGUUCAUCCUAGUGGAAUAUUUGUGUCAUGAAUUAUGUCUCAUCAAAUGAGCAAUUCAAAAAACAAAAUGCAGAAGAAAAAAAAUCUGAUUUUGUGCACGGACAAUAUUAAUUGAAUGUGUUGAAAUCAGUGGGCUAAGCUAUGGUUGCUCACAGAGCUAAUGGAGACAAGGCAUUUGAUAACAAAUUCCCCUUUUUUGUCCCAUUGGCCUUUUGAGAUUGAAUUCCAGAGUAAUGGUCUACUCAGAGGUCAUAUGUAAUCAAUGUUUUUAUUGUUUAUAUUUAUUUUAUUUAGUUGCAACUCUGUGUUCUUCAUUUUUGGCUUUGUUUUGCUAAUGUUUGGUCCAAGUCAUUCCACAUGUUUAUUUACAGUGACCCAUCUGUGGGAGUGAGCAAAAUAAGGAAGGAUGCAGUUGCCCUGCUUAGGUCUUCCUAAUAAGUUGGAAGAGCUGCCACAUGCACGGAGGAUAAGUGAGUGCUGAUAGCCCUCGCCUCCUUCUGUUCUUCUGUGUAGACCAAUACUUAAUUUAACAUUUGAAAUUCACAUUUCUAACUUUUAUAGCUUUCUUUUCUUUUUAACAGUCUUCUCUUAAUGUGUCUGCAUUUUUAAUGCUCUUUUUACUAGGUCCUCUUUAUGCUUUUCCUACAGUCAGGUUUACUGGAUUAAGAAUGUUGUCAAAAAAGAUCAAGCUCACAGACGAUGAAUGCUUCUACACUUACAUGCUAAGCAAACAGGCACUGAGAAGACAUGCAGAGUCUAUACAGUGAGCUUGUCUCCUCACCUCUGGAGGGGUGUAUUCCACUGCGACUGCCUCACCGUUUCUUGGCUAUAUGUUAAGAAGUGUUCAGAGUCCUCCUAGACUCUUAACGGGACUGACGGAUAACAAAUUAAUGGGUCUUGGAGAACUUGCGUUUUGAAGGGGGAAAAUGUUUCCCUUAUCAAGGCAUUGUUACAUGGUAAUAAUGUUUUGCUAAUGUAGGCCCAUGUGUGCAAAUGGUACAGUACAUGCAACACAUCUAUACUCUGCACAUUUUUCCUUAUCAUCUCACAAACUGCAAAAUGUUUCCCAGGUAAACGUCAUGCUUUACAAUAAUCCUAAUAAUAAAUGGUAUAUUUAUUUUUUCAAAUACAAGAAAAAGCAACAUUAAGGAUGAUCCCAGCGGUGAAAGACAAAGAAAUGGUCUUCCCCACAAGAUAGAGAUAUAUUUGCGUAUAGUAAGUGAGUUUAAUGACAUUUGCCAAAGAAAAGGGGAAGUUAUAUUCAAAUGAAAAUCUUGUUCAAAAAAAAAAAAAGGAAGAAAGCUGGCAAACCAGUUCCACCUCAUUUCCUUGGUGUGUAAAUCUUCAGGUAACAAUAUCGGCACAAUUCAUCCUGUGUGUCCAGUGGGAUUCCCUCCCCUGGAUGUUUGAGCUCAGAGUUAGAAUGAUGUGCAACAAAAAGGCACCACUCAAUGCCUCUUUUAAUAUUCAGUAUUUGCACCUUAUGUCCCAAACCAAAAUGACCAUGGUCUUUGAAGAAAAUAUAUAAUUUUUACUCACUCAAUGAAAAUUAUGCAUCUUAACUCUUUUAUGAGAGAAUCCAGUCAAUAACAAAUCCGUCAAACAGCCAUAAGAUACUGUCAUCACCCAUCCCUCCCUUUUUCUAUCUAGAAAAGGCUUCUAUAAAGUGAAAUUCCUAUAUUAGUUACCUAAAUGAUUAUAAUACCCUUUGUGCUAGUACUGUCUUCUUGAAUGUAAUCAUUUUGUACCUGUAUUUUUCUAAUUCAGUCUUGAUUGUACUGUAUGUAUGCUAUGAUGGUAUACUCUUCCUUAGGUGCAUAGUUCCUUUCGGCCGUCAGUUCUCAUGACAGGAUAGCUGCUGUGCUGCGAACUCAAUAGAAACGUGUGGAGGUUUUAAGUCCAAAGGACUACCUGUACUGUGUGAGCAUCCAUGACACUGAUGACAAAGAUAUUCUUGCAUUUAGAGUGGUGGGAUAAACAUUUCCCCUGGUUAGCUACUUCUGUUUUUUUCCCCUUCGCAGUAGAAGUGAUAGUCUGAUCACAACAGUUUUUAGAACGAUGACGCUCUUGCACUCAGAACAAUUGAAUGCUUGAGUUUCAACUUAUUUAUUACUGUUCCUUUUUUAUAGAUUUAGGUGAAUAAAAACAUAUUAUAAAAUUAUACAACUGAAUAUGCAUCCAUUUAUACAUGAACAUGUAUAAGACAACCUACCCUUUACUAGAAUGUAGAUCACGGCUUCCUUUUUGUUUCUAAUUUUUGUGACGAGGUUCCGCCUGAUCUUUACAGUCUCUUUCCUCUGACAGUUUGUAAAACCUGUGCUUAAUCUAAUUCAUGAUACUGAUGACCAUCAUGAAAGCUGUGUUGUUUUGAUUGUUAUCGCCCAGUGGUUAAAUGCAGCCUUGCCUUAUCGGAAACCCCUGCUUAGUGAGGGAUCCCUCAGCCACCUUACCGCCACCCCACAACUCUUAUGUCAUAACACUGUUUGCGGAUGCAACUAUUAUUCCUUUUACACUUUCUGCUGACGCAACUACUUCUUCUUGAUCACCUAUUAAAAUAACAUGUGUUGCAUCUGUGUAAAAAGCUGUGUUCUUCAUGCUGCUUUGUUGAGUGUUGGUUCUUCUCCCUUGUGGCCUCAAUGGACGUAGGCUGUGGUGGAGUUUGAGCCAUUGCAUUCACACCAACUACAACGUUGGUUUAAAAAGAAAUUUGAGUAAAUAUAGUUACAUUGAUAUUGCAGAAUGUCAAAAGUUGCAUUGUUUCUUUUAUUAUAUUUGCUGAAAAUCUUGCAGAACCCAAACUUACAUCUUACACUCCAACAACUCACUAUAUCCCAUAGGUGGGAUGACGAAACCACAGCCUGUUGGCUCUUUUUAAAUGGCCAUGGGAAUUCAAUUUUUUUUUAUGAACUUGACUAUGGCAAUAACAAAUUACAUUGUACUAGUUUCAAUACAGAUGUCUACUAAAUCUUUAACAUAUUUGAACAGAAACAAAUAUUUACAAUUUGUGAGUGUUCGGUUUGUUACUUGAUCAUAUUAGACAAAUUCUUAUCUUACAUUUACAUUGCAAUCUUAAAGCUAGGUUUGGUAAUCUUAAGAAUUCAGAAAUGUUAAAUAAAAAGGAGUCUGCAUGUU